This is a messenger RNA of Vitrella brassicaformis, 480 nucleotides long. NCBI's taxonomy places the organism in Eukaryota, Vitrellaceae. The record is from the annotation of a GenBank genome assembly.
UCAAUCGAACCCGUCCUCGUCAGCGUCGUCAUCAGUAGAAUCCCUCCGAAUGCAGCUCAGCCCGACAUCCACGCACCUGUCGGGUGGGGGGGCUGGUGUCCCGGGCCGCCUGUGCCGCCACACUAAAGCCUCCCCACGUGGCCCUCUUUCAGUCCGCUCAAAGGUCCGGCUCUUGGGGAUGUCGUCCAGGCGAUCAUUCCCCUUCAGGCCAAGAUCGCCCAGCCCCUCUCUCUCAGCCAGAUGCACCAGCACCCGCAGCGUAAAGCCGCACCCUUUCUGGCCGGCCCCGGCCGUGUGGAAGCACAGCUCGAUGACGUCGACCACCCACUGCACGACUCCAGCCUUGAGAGCCCUCAUGGCGCCCGGGUUGAGCACCUGGUCACCCCUUGCAGACAAGGGAAUGACCGCCUUGAUCUCCCGCGCAUUGGUCGAGCGGCAGUGAGGUGGGCGAGUGGAGUUGGCCGCCACCCACUUGCCCAU